CAGUACGUAACAUCGCUCAACAAUUUAGCUGCCACGUGUGACUUCGGAACUCUGAAAGACUCACUCGUAAAGGACAUGUUCAUCAUAGGGUUGAAAAACGAAAUAAUUAAAGAAAAAUUGCUACAGAAUCAAGAGCUGCAAGACGUCAGCGAAGCUGUUAACAUAGCGAAAACCAUAGAACUGUCUAAUAAAAGAUCCAAGAAAUUGUCCGAACGUCAAGAAUCAAGCAACCAAGUAGAAGCUAUUACGAAACACACUUCAAGACCAAAAUAUAGGAACUCGUCGUCAAGAACACCUUCAAAAUCGAGGUACAAUCGCCAUUCAAGCCAGGGACGCAGCACUACGUCGUAUUCAAGGGAAGCCAGUCAGUCAAGAAACAGCGGGACAUGCCAGCGAUGCGGGCAAGUUCACCGUCACAAGUGUCCAGCGCAAGGCAAGACCUGUGCUCACUGCAAGAAGCCUAAUCACUUCGCACAGUACUGUUUCUUAAAAAAUAAAAAAGACAACAUAUAAAUAAUCUAGGUACCGUGAUGCUGUCUGGGACUUUUGAGAAUGGAAGACAGGCUGACAUCGAAUUUAUAGUUCUAGAUUGUGAAUGCUCGACUAUACUGAGUGCUGAUAAAUCUGAAGAAUUAGGUUUUGUCAAAAGGCUCUACGAGGUGACAAGUGACAGGUCAGUAAAAUCACUUUUAGAGACUUAUUCCGACACUUUUGAGGGCUUAGGCUGUCUGCCUCACAAGGCUCAUUUACAUGUAGACACAAGUGUUCCACCUAAGAUUUGUCCGGUCCGUAGAAUUCCAUAUGCUUUACACCCAAAACUUAAGACUGAGUUAGAUAGAAUGGAAGAGUUGCAGGUCAUAGAAAAAGUUACCACCCCUACAGACUGGGUGAAUGCUAUUGUUCCUAUAGAAAAGUCAAAUGGUCAGUUACGCAUAUGUCUAGAUCCUAGACCACUAAAUAAGGCUAUUCAAAGACCUCAUUUUCCUUACCCUACAUUAGAUGAUUUACGUUCUAAGGUAGCAGGUGCAUCAGUAUUUUCAAAAUUAGAUGCAAACUCAGGCUAUUGGAUGAUCCAAUUAGAUGAAGAGAGCAGUCGAUUGUGUACUUUCAACACACAGUUUGGUAGAUACAAAUUUCUUAGACUUCCGUAUGGUAUAAACUCUAGUGGUGAAAUAUUUCAUAAAGUAAUGUCAGACUUAUUCGGAGACUUACCUGGAGUACUUAUUUUUGUCGAUGAUAUUUUAGUAUUUGGCUCAAAUCAAAAAGAACACAAUGAAAGGUUAGAAAAUGUUCUUAAGAAAGCUCGUGAAGUCAAUUUAAAGUUUAACAAGUCAAAAUGUAUGUUUGACAAGUCUGAAGUCACAUAUGUAGGUCAUGUCUUCAAUAGGAAUGGUAUUUCAGCAGAUAAAUCUAAAAUAGAAGCAAUAGUUGAGAUGCCAAGACCAGAGAACAUUAAAGACUUACAACGAUUUUUAGGAAUGGUCAAUUAUUUAGGCUCAUACAUACCGAACUUAGCUAAUGAAACUAAUUUGCUUAGAAGUUUACUUAAAAAACAAAACAUUUGGCAAUGGACGGAUAACCAUGAAAAAGAAUUCAUUAAAUUAAAAAGUCUUAUUAGUCAAUCUCCAGUGCUAGUGCACUAUGAUGUAAACAAGCCAAUUAGAAUGUCUGUAGACUCAUCUAAGGAUGCAGUAGGUGCAGUUAUUUUUCAUGGAAAAAAUCCAAUUGCUUAUUCAUCAAAGUCUCUCACAAGCACACAGCAAAACUAUGCUCAAAUUGAACGUGAAUUGUAUGCUAUUCUUUUCGGAUGUAAAAAGUUUCAUCAGUAUAUAUAUGGUAAAACCAUACAGGUAGAGACAGAUCAUCAACCAUUAGUCACUUUAUUUAAGAAACCUCUGUCAGAUGUACCGGCUCGUCUACAGAGAAUGAUGAUUACACUACAAGCUUAUGACUUAAGAGUUUCAUACACAAAGGGUACAGAAAUGUAUGUCUCUGACACUUUGUCAAGAGCACCAAUUUCAUCAAACAAAAAUAUAGAUAAAUUUGAUGCUAAGGAAUUAGAAAGUAACAUUGUCUGUCAGGUAAAGUUACUAACAUCUAAUUUGGCUAUUUCUCCAAGUAAAUUACAAAAGAUUAAAGAUCAUACAAAGUCAGAUUUAACCUUGUUAAAAUUGCAGGAAUAUUAUGUAAAUGGAUGGCCAAAUAGUAAAACUCAAUGUGACCCAAUAACAUUACCUUACUGGAAUAUUCGUGAUGAAAUUCAUGCUAUUGAUGAUAUUCUAUUCAAAAAUCAGUCUGUAAUCAUUCCAAAAUCAAUGCGUUCAGAAAUAUUAAAUAUUUUACAUGAAGGUCAUAUGGGGGUUGAAAAAACAAAAAACUUAGCUAGAGGUUUAGUUUUUUGGCCUAACAUAUAUCAUGACAUAGAAAUGAAAGUUAGGCAGUGUGAAACUUGUAUGACAUUUAGUCAAAAUAAAACAAAAGAAACUUUAUUGUCACAUGACCAGCCUUGCCUACCAUGGCAAAAGUUGGCAACAGAUUUAUUUGACUACAAUAGUAAAAAAUAUCUAUUGGUAGUAGACUACUAUUCAAAUUACAUAGAAAUUGCACAGUUAAACACAGAUCAUAGAAGUCAAACUGUCAUUCAACAUUUAAAGUCAAUGUUUUCCCGGCAUGGAAUCCCAUUGCAACUAGUCAGCGAUGGAGGUCCGCCAUAUAAUAGUCAGGAAUUCCAGAAAUUUCUUAGUGAUUGGGAUAUAGAACACAUAAUGUCUAGUCCUCACUUCCCAAGGUCGAAUGGUUUAGCCGAAGUAUCUGUAAAAAUAGUAAAAAACAUAUUAAGGAAAUGUCAAGACUCAGGUACUGAUUUUCACCUAGGUUUGUUACAGUAUAGGACAACACCUAGAGGUAAUUUAAAGUCGCCAUCAGAAUUACUCAUGUCUAGAAAGCUAAGAACUAGGUUACCUACACAUGUAGACAGUCUAAAGCCUAAAGUCAUUACAUUCGCAGACCAUUCUAAAAAUAAGUCAGAAAUAAUUUCUAAAAGAGAGGCGUAUUACAAUAGAAAUGCUAUUCCUUCACAGGAAUUUCAGGAGAAUGAUUCAGUCUUUUUCAAGAAAAAUCCUAACGAUUUGUCAUGGACAAAAGGGAUAAUUGUGUCUAAAACUAAUUUUCCUAGAUCUUAUUUAGUCAAAAGUUCAGAAGGAACGGUAUAUAGGAGAAAUACUCAACAUAUUAAGUUGUUUAAGUCAUGUCUGUCAAAGUCAGUGUCUAGAUCUAGUGAUAAUGUUGUGUCUAAGUCUAACAAUGUCAGUCAGUCAAACAGUCAUAGUCUGAAUCUGUCAACGCCUCAGUCAAGCCAGUCGAGUCAAACAAUUACAAGUAAAAAUGAUCAGUCACAGUCAGUCUUUCAUGAUCAGGGUGCCGGUCAGAAUAAUAUGUGUCAAGAUUGUGAAAGAAGAGAUAGCUGUAUAUACUAUUACAUACCUGAUUAUCUAGUGCAAAGUCAAGAGUCAUGUCAGUCUGGUCCAAUAAAUAAUUUAAAUGUAAGUCAAAGUUCAAAUUCAAGUGAUAACAAUGAAAGCUUUAUAUCCAGUAAUUCUCAGGAAAUUUUGUCAAGUCCAAAUUCUAGUAUAAGUAUUGACCCUAUGUGUACAAUGUCUAGAUUUAAUAAUAAUAAUGAUAAUGUAAACAAUGUAGACUUACCAUGCAUGCAAACAUACAAUGUUCAGGAGGAGGAACCUCGCUAUAGCUCGAGAGGCAGAUUGUUAAAGAAAACAAACAAAUUAGAUUUAUAA
Messenger RNA from Cydia amplana, 3794 nucleotides. RefSeq lists its product as uncharacterized. NCBI's taxonomy places the organism in Eukaryota, Metazoa, Arthropoda, Insecta, Lepidoptera, Tortricidae. Gene Ontology annotation, biological process: DNA integration. The coding region runs from base 531 to 3794 and encodes 1087 amino acids. The transcript is spliced from 2 exons. The record is from RefSeq and is a predicted model, not a curated record. Gene Ontology annotation, molecular function: nucleic acid binding.